This is a messenger RNA of Capra hircus (goat), 3629 nucleotides long. It is a transcript of the gene NUDT12, whose product is annotated as nudix hydrolase 12. Gene Ontology annotation, biological process: NAD+ catabolic process; NADP+ catabolic process. The record is from RefSeq and is a predicted model, not a curated record. Bases 286 to 1674 code for a protein of 462 amino acids. The transcript is spliced from 7 exons. Gene Ontology annotation, molecular function: metal ion binding; protein binding; NADH pyrophosphatase activity. Gene Ontology annotation, cellular component: cytosol. Lineage: Eukaryota; Metazoa; Chordata; Mammalia; Artiodactyla; Bovidae.
GGAGUGUGGGGUUUCCCCGGCUCUUGGACUGCAAACCCCGGUGUCCUUACUGUGGUCACCUGUGGGUUAGUAGCAGAAGCGACGAGUUGGCGGGCCCAGGGCCCCUUCUGGAGCUGGUAACCAGUUCUCUGUGCUCUUUCCGUCUCCGCGCUGACGGGCCCUGCGCUGUUGGGUGGUGUGGCGCAGCCUCGCGCUAGGGCGCGGACGCAGGUGUGGACUUAAGAGCCUAGGCUUCCGGGAGGGGGCUGGGCGCGCAGCCGACCCAGCACAGUCUGUGAGGAAGAAAUGUCUUCUGUAAAAAGAAGUCUGAAUCAAGAAAUAAUAUCCCAGUUUCACUAUUCAGCUGCAGAAGGAGAUAUUGCCAAGUUAACAGCAAUACUCAGUCAUUCUCCAUCUCUUCUCAAUGAAACUUCUGAAAAUGGCUGGACUGCUUUAAUGUAUGCUGCAAGGAAUGGGCACCCAGAUGUUGUCCAAUUUCUACUUGAGAAAGGGUGCGACAGAUCCAUUGUCAACAAAUCAAGGCAGACUGCACUGGAUAUAGCUAAAUUUUGGGGUUAUAAGCAUAUAGCUAACUUAUUAGCUAAUGCUAAAGGUGGGAAGAAGCCUUGGUUCCUAACCAAUGAAGUGGAAGAAUGUGAAAAUUAUUUUAGCAAGACACUACUGGACCGGAAAAGUGAAAAAAGAAAUAAUUCUGACUGGCUGUUAGCAAAAGAAAGCCAUCCAGCCACAGUUUAUAUCCUUUUCUCAGAUUUAAAUCCCUUGGUUACUCUAGGUGGCAAUAAAGAAAGUUUUCAACAGCCAGAAGUCAGGCUUUGUCAGCUAAACUACACAGAUAUAAAGGAUUAUUUGGCUCAGCCUGAGAAGAUCACCUUGAUUUUCCUUGGAGUAGAACUUGAAAUGAAAAAAGAGUUUUUUAAUUAUGCUGGGGAAGUCUCAAAAGAAGAAGAAGAUGGGUUGGUUGCAUGGUUUGCUUUAGGUAUAGAUACUGUUGCUGCUGAAGAAUUUAAGCAAAGGCAUGAAAAUUGUUAUUUUCUUCAUCCACCAAUGCCAGCUCUUCUGCAAUUGAAAGAAAAAGAAGCUGGGGUUGUAGCUCAAGCAAGAUCUGUUCUCGCCUGGCACAGUCGGUAUAAGUUCUGCCCAACCUGUGGAAAUGCAACUAAAAUUGAAGAAGGCGGCUACAAAAGAGUAUGCUUAAAAGAAGACUGUCCUAGUCUCCAUGGUGUUCACAAUACAUCAUACCCAAGAGUUGAUCCGGUGGUAAUCAUGCAAGUUAUUCAUCCCGAUGGGACCAAAUGUCUUUUAGGCAGGCAGAAGAGAUUUCCUCCAGGCAUGUUUACUUGCCUCGCUGGAUUUAUUGAACCUGGGGAGACAAUAGAAGAUGCUGUUCGGAGAGAAGUAGAAGAGGAAAGUGGAGUCAAAGUUGGCCAUGUUCAGUAUGUCUCUUGUCAACCGUGGCCAAUGCCCUCCUCCUUAAUGAUUGGUUGCUUAGCUGUGGCAGUGUCUACAGAAAUUAAAGUUGACAAGAAUGAAAUAGAGGAUGCCCGCUGGUUCACUAGAGAACAGGUUGUGGAUGUUCUGACCAAAGGCAAGCAGCAGGCAUUCUUUGUUCCACCGAGCCGAGCUAUUGCACAUCAGUUAAUCAAACACUGGAUUGGAAUGAACCCCAAUCUCUAAAUCAAAUAACUAAACUUUGACUAUGUCUAAUUGAUUUCUAAUCCUACUUAUUCCUCAAGUGAGAUUAGAAAUGUUUAAUGCUCUUUAGAAUGUCAGCUUUUGUUAAAUCUGAGUCAGCAUUCUCUGAACUUUUUUGAGGGGGUUGUCCUCAACAGUUUUAUCUCACAAAACUGUAUCUCUAAUAAGAGAAAUCAUGUUGUAAAGAAGUAGAUUCUAAAAUGUAAAUAAACCUAAAUUUCAUUGCCUCUUAUAAACAUUCACCAUUCACUAAAGUUCUUUUAUGAAAAAUGAGACAAAAUAUUUGUAAUGAAUUUUAAGCUUAAUUUUUUAAUAUUUUCAUUAUUAUGAAGGUCCUUUUGGUUGUCAUUGGUUGAUUUUUGCUCAAUUUACCAUUGUGAUCCACUUUUUUCUCCUGGUUCUAUUAUUCUGUCAGUGACACUGUUAUAGUGUUGCUGCUAAUCUAUUUUGAUCAGUGGUAAGAAUUUCCUAUUUUAACAACUCUUAUUAGUGAUCAGUAUACCACACCUUCAGGGAAGGAGAAUUUAAGUGAGAGAAUACCAUUGUGUCUGGGAUCCCCUUCUUAAACAUAAAGUUAAUUAGUAUAUCUAUCUGUUAACUAUACUCAAAGUUGUUUUUAAGACAAAUUAGAAGUCUCUUUUUUCCCUAAAAUUAAACAUAUUUGAAAGGAAUUCUUUCCAAAGUCAGAUAUUAAAUAAAAUCUCAGAUAGAUUUACUUAUUAAAUAAAAUGGCUUAUGUCAUUUUGUGAUAAGGGAAUGUAUCUUCACUAGGAGAAAAUUAUGUAAUAAUUACUAAUAAUAUUUAUUAAACUCAAAUACAGCAUCUUGAUUUUAGCCUUAUUUCAAUAUUCUAAGAAGCAUUUAUACAAUAACUAUAUUUUAGAACUGAAUCAGUACAAUUUUAGAGAAAGUAAAUUGUAGUAGUUCACAAUUUUGUAACAUAGAACUGUUAUAUUUCACAAGGUUAUUUUGAAAUUGUUUCAAAGGGUCUUUUAUAAAUGUAUAAAUUUAUAUAAUUUGGCUCUUUACUAUUGUAGAACUGGAAGAGAACUUAAAAAUAAUAUAUGUAUGUAGUUCACUGCCCUUUUUUUAUAGAUAAGGAAAUCCUAAAAGGUGAACUUAAUUAAUUUAUCCAUUAAAAGUGAAUUGAUUAAUUAAUUGAUGACAGUUACACAAUUACUGGUUAUAAUUGUUAAUACAAUUAUUGUUAAUACAAUUAAUUAUAAUUAUAAUUAAGUAACUUAAUUAUUGAUACAACAGUCUGUACUGUACAGUGCAGUAUUCUCGCUCUAAUAGGAAGUAAAAACUAUUACUGAAAAUAAAUAUGUAAUAAAAUAGAGAAUGAUAAGACUAAAUUUAUUUACCAAAUACUGUUAAUUAAAAUUUUGGGCACUAAAGUUCAUUUAAAUAAGUUAACUUUUCUAAACAAAACUUCAUUUUACUAAUGAACAAUGAUUUUCUUAGUAAUUGAUGAAGAUAUUGAUAUUAGGACUUUAGACAAAAUUCAAACUUAUAUAAGACAUUUAGAUACAUAAUAAGAUUUGAACUACAUAAGUAUAUAGAAAAUGGUGUGCCUUGAUUAUUAUAAAAUAUAAUGACUCCAAGUUCCAUUUUAUCCCAAAUGUACUUUUAAUACUUAUAGAUUCUAAGAUUACAUCAUAAAAUUCUAGAUCUUCAUAAUGUUAGGGUAGCCAAGUAAAAUAUAAAAUAUCAAUAAAAUUUAUGUUUAGUUUUUGAUAUUUAAUCCUAUACUCAGGGAGAAUCAAUAUCUAAGUAAAUUAUUGUUUUAAUAAUUAUUCUUAAAUUGCUAAUCUCUGAGAGGUAGAUAGUUACACAUAAAUAAAAGGACUAGCAAAGAAAUAUUAGAGACUCAAGUACCGUGAUUGUGUCCUAAUGAAAAGGAAGGUAACAAUACAUUAAAAUAUUUGUUUAUUUUC